Hyphopichia burtonii NRRL Y-1933 is the source of this 1763-nucleotide messenger RNA. Its product is annotated as diacylglycerol O-acyltransferase. Bases 1 to 1752 code for a protein of 583 amino acids. Gene Ontology annotation, cellular component: endoplasmic reticulum membrane. The record is from RefSeq and is a predicted model, not a curated record. Lineage: Eukaryota; Fungi; Ascomycota; Pichiomycetes; Serinales; Debaryomycetaceae. Gene Ontology annotation, biological process: triglyceride biosynthetic process. The transcript is spliced from 2 exons. Gene Ontology annotation, molecular function: diacylglycerol O-acyltransferase activity.
AUGCCAUCCAAGCAAAGUACUUCUGCCACAGGUGUAGGCGGUGAAGACAAACUGGGGGAGUCGAAAAGUGUCAAGAAUAAUGGUAAAAAGCAUCGGAGAUCGAAGAGUAAGAAGCGAAGAUUGAAUUUUGCACCCCUCAAUACUCCUUUGAAAAACAGAUUGGAAACUAUUGGGAUAAUUUGGCAUACGAUCUCGAUUCCUUUCUUUAUUUGCUUAUUUUUGGGUUUGAUUUCAUUAGGGUGGAUAGUUUGGGCUCUAGUUAUUUUACCCUAUUUCAUUUGGUGGUAUGGCUUUGAUUUACAUACUCCAACCAAUGGGAAAGUGGUUUAUAGAGUUCGUGAUUGGAUGAAGAAUUUAUUGAUUUGGAAAUGGUUUGUUGAUUAUUUCCCAGUAAGAGUCCAUAAAACAGUUGAGCUUGAACCUACAUUCUCGAAUGUCUUGGUGGAAGAGGAUUCCAUACCUGACGAUGAAGAGGAUUUGAUUAGUGAACAUCUGAGAACGAUGAUUGAUAGUAUUUUCAAGAAAUUGGGAUUGAGUAAACGUUUGAAUGAUCUGGACUCUUAUAGUCCUCCUCCCUCUGGUGAAAAUGAUUCUGUUAAUGGCAAGAGAAUCUCUAAAAAUGGUUCUCAUGUGUAUAAUUAUAAAAAAAUCUCAACCGGUCCUCGUUAUAUCUUUGGGUAUCAUCCUCAUGGAGUAAUUUCAAUGGGUGCAAUGGCUACUUUUGCAACCAAUGCCAUUAGAAAUAAGCCUUUCGAACCCCCGGUCAAAUUCUUAAAACCAUUUUUCCAUGAUCCUUCCAAACAUGAGUGUCUUUUACCCGGUAUUGGAUAUGUUUUCCCCUUGACUUUAACCACUCAGUUCACUUUACCUUUAUAUAGAGAUUACUUAUUAAGCUUGGGUCUUACCAGUGCAUCCGCUAAAAAUAUUAAAAGUAUAAUCAACAAUGGUGAUAACUCGGUUUGCAUUGUUGUCGGUGGGGCUCAAGAAUCGCUUUUAAAUAACAUGGUCUCUGGUUAUACAAAAGUGGGUAAUGGUUAUAAAGGAGACCAAUAUCAAAAAGAAGAAGAAGAUGAUGAUGAUUUCCAAGAAGAAGAACCUUCUAAUUUAUCUUCAGAUAAAGACCACGAUGAUGAUUAUUACUCAGAUAAUAAGCCCAAAGUUAAAAGAGAAAUCAAAUUAGUUCUAAAUAAACGAAAGGGCUUUGUUAAGUUGGCCAUUGAAUUAGGAAACGUUUCGUUAGUGCCAACUUUUGCAUUUGGUGAAGCUGACAUAUAUAAAUUAUCAAUUCCAAAACCUGGUUCUUUUGGUUAUGCAUUUCAGCAAUGGAUGAAGAAUACGUUUCUGUUUACAUUACCUUUUUUCAGUGCAAGAGGUAUCUUCAUUUAUGAUUUUGGAUUUUUACCAUUUAGAAACCCUAUUGAUGUCGUAAUGGGUAGACCAAUCCUUAUCCCAGAAGGGGCAUUAUCAGAAUAUAGAUUAAAACAUCCAGAAUCUGAACCUUCUAAACCACAAACCGAAACUAAUUCUGAUAAACCCAAAGCUAACAAUGAAUCACAAGUACGUAGGUCAGGUGAAUCAUUCACUAAUUUAUUCAAAAAGAAGGAACAACCUAAAAGUAAAAGUAAAACACAGAUUCCACAAGAACUUUUAGAUCACUAUCAUAGAUUAUACGUUGAUGAAUUAAAGCGUGUUUACGAGGAAAAUAAACACAAAUAUGGAUAUGGUGAUGUUGAAUUGUGCAUCAUUGAAUAAUCUUAUAAUUC